GAAGCUAUAAAUUAUGCGAUGAUGGAAAAAACCUUUAAUAUUGUUGGUUUACGUCCAACGCAAAACUGUUCUCUUUAGCUGUUAUCUAUUAAAGCGCAUGUAAUUGUUUUUCUGUGAUAUAACCUGUCUGUUGUAUUGCCUGUCUAUAUUGUGUAAUUCAACCGAAUCGUAUCCUCAUGACGCUGGAGAAGAGCUAUAUUGGCUGAGUUAUGUUUUUAUUUUUCAACAUCAACAACAAAGAGACAGAUAAUGAAGCUCAACAAACAAAAAUCCCCACAAGCAGAAAAGGAAUUUGGAGGGACUUUGGGUGCCACCUGCAUCCCUGUCUUCCUGCCCCUGACGGUGCUUUACCUGCUGUGUGUAUGUCGCUCCCCUGCGGCCAGUGUGCUCCAGUGGCCCCCUGUCCUGCCCCCCACAGACCAGCUAUGGGACCCCCUGGCCCCUGUUCUCAUGCUGGGCUGGAUGGCCCUCCAGAGCUUCCUUUACCUGCUGCCUAUGGGGAAGGUGUCUGAGGGGAUGGUGCUAAAAGAUGGAUCGAGACUCAAGUACCCCAUAAACGGUUUUCAUGCCCUUUGCGUCACAGCUGUGCUGUUGACAUUGUCACUAUGGCUGGGGAUGCCUCUGGGGUAUCUAUUUGAACUGUUGUUGCCCCUGGCAGUGUGUGCUAUUGGGGUGUCAUUCCUCCUCUCCCUCUACCUCUACAUAUGCUCCUUCUGGGCCCCUCACCAUGCCCUUGCCCAGGGGGGAAACACAGGAAACCCCCUGUAUGAUUUCUUUAUCGGACGAGAGCUGAACCCACGGAUUGGAAGCUUUGAUCUGAAAUACUUUUGUGAGCUGAGACCAGGUCUGAUUGGCUGGGUGGUGAUUAACCUUGGGAUGCUGAUGAAAGAGGUGGAGCUACGGGACUCCGCUUCCCUGGCCAUGAUACUGGUCAACAGCUUCCAGCUGCUCUACGUGGCAGAUGCUCUGUGGAAUGAGGAGGCUGUGCUGACCACCAUGGACAUAGUGCAUGAUGGCUUUGGGUUUAUGUUAGCCUUUGGGGACCUGGCCUGGGUUCCCUUUACCUACGGCCUGCAGGCUGCCUUCCUGGUGGUGCACCCACAGUCCCUUAGUCCUCUGGGAGCCACGGCUAUAGUCACAUUGAAUGGUGCUGGGUAUUAUAUCUUCAGAAAAUCGAACUCCCAGAAGAACCAAUUCAGACGGGACCCUACGCAUCCCAGUGUUGCAAACCUGGAGACUAUUGCCACAGCAACUGGGAAGCGCCUUUUGGUGUCUGGCUGGUGGGGCCUCGUCCGCCAUCCUAACUACCUAGGAGACCUUCUCAUGGCCCUGGCAUGGUCCCUGCCAUGUGGAUUCAACCAUCUUCUUCCUUACUUUUAUGUUGUGUACUUCACUGUCCUGCUGAUUCACCGAGAGGCACGUGACGAAAGGCACUGCAGGGCCAAGUAUGGCCUGGCAUGGGACACCUACUGCAGACGCGUGCCCUACAGGAUCUUCCCCUAUAUCUACUGAGCUAAGCUCUACCGAAGCAGUCGGGGCAUAGCCGGGGCCCGGGAGCAUGCAAGGGAUGUGCACUGCAUAUGAUAGCCAGCUGUGUUGUAUAAAGUGCACUUUCUGAACCUCAACAGACUACACUGAACAAAAACGACUGAAAUGCUGUCUUUUCUCUGUCAUAAAGAAUAUGUACUUUAUAAGGGAUUACUGUGGAGAAAAUGGCCCUUCUGACUGGAUAAACUGGUCUGACAAGCUGACACUUUGGCCCAGCAGCUUUACCAGUUGUUCACAGUAGUGAUGUCUUUCUAGUGAGUCUCAAACACGAUCAAUCUUGAGCAUUAGCUUUCGUACUAAUCUUUCCUUUCUUCCUCAAGAUUGGACACUAUGGGCCGGUUUCCCAGACACAGAUUGAACCUAGUCCUGGGCUAAAAAGCAUGCUCAAUUGGGAAUCUCCAUUAAAAGUGCUUUUUAGCCCAGGAGUAGGCUUAAUCUGUGUCCAGGAAACCAACCCUAUACUUUAUUUAAAAUGAUUAGUCAGUGGCAGGUCUGGAAACAGUGCUGAACAGAUUAGUCACAUUUCAGUAACUGUGUGAUGUAUUAGUAGCACUGAUCUGAAAGAUAUUCAAAUUAUCAUCAUGACAAUUUACAUGUAUUGAAAUUAAGGUCAUGUUAGACUUCAUUGAGAGUGACUGAGUGUUAGCCUAUUUCUUUAGUUUACAUUAACUUUAUUGCAUAACUUUGUUGUGAAUUUUUACCCAAAAAAACAUGUCUCAAUAGUCAUUGCAGUCAGAAUAAAUGUUUACAAAAUGGUAUACAAACAAAUAA
Coregonus clupeaformis (lake whitefish) is the source of this 2319-nucleotide messenger RNA. RefSeq names its product delta(14)-sterol reductase TM7SF2. Bases 250 to 1512 code for a protein of 420 amino acids. Gene Ontology annotation, biological process: sterol biosynthetic process. Gene Ontology annotation, cellular component: nuclear inner membrane; endoplasmic reticulum membrane. The record is from RefSeq and is a predicted model, not a curated record. NCBI's taxonomy places the organism in Eukaryota, Metazoa, Chordata, Actinopteri, Salmoniformes, Salmonidae. The transcript is spliced from 11 exons. Gene Ontology annotation, molecular function: oxidoreductase activity, acting on the CH-CH group of donors, NAD or NADP as acceptor.